AAAGACCAGAAACUUUAUAGUCACUUUUUAUGGUAGCAGUUACUUAUGAAUGUUACUGUAAUGCCUCGAAAUAGUUUUUGUUACUUUGUGGUAGCAAUUUAAAUUCCAGGGUGGUUCCGGCUACGACAAUUAGGAUCUUUAAAAACAUAGUCGCACAUAUAGUUCCAAGAUAGUUAUUGUCACUAUGGUAGGAUACUAUGAAGUGGCUGCCCCAUACGCCUUGCCACUAAAAAGUCGCCGGGAUUAAAAAUCGGUACUUUAAAGUGGCCGUUACUUAAUACACCCCACUAAAAGAGCAAAAUAAUAGAUCAGAACCACAAAAAUAUCAAAAUUUUCUAAUAGUGUUACACUUGUUAUAAAAUUUUAUUAUUUUAGAGUACAGUAAAAUGCCAAAGGUAAAUAAAAAAAAGUUUAGAGUACCUUUUACCUUUUUCCAGUACCUUUUACCGGAGAGCUAAACAAAAACGGAAUAUGCCAGAAAGCGAAUUUCAAGAACCCGAAAAUCAAUUUUUGCAUGAUCCUGUAAUGCUGUUAGAUCAACAUAAUCCCGUUGAUGAAAUUUUAGAAUUUCCUUCAGGUGACUCUACCUGUGAAGAUCAAAUUAAUUUAAAACCUGGAAGUAACAUUAAAUCAGAAUUAAUUCAAUGGGCUUUAAAAUACUCAAUUCCCCACGUAGCCUUAACGGAUUUGUUAAUUUUAUUAAAAAAUGAACUUAAGCUUGAAGAACUACCUAGAGACAGUAGAACUUUAAUUGGAACACCAAGCUCCUGUUCCAUAGUACCAAUGGGAGAUGGUCAUUUCUGGUAUAAUGGGAUCCAAAACAACUUAUAUCAGCAAUCAUUUUUAACCGAGUUAAAUAAGGAUAAAGAUAUUUCUUCUAUUUCUCUUAUUUUUAAUAUUGAUGGACUGCCUCCGUUUAAUAGUUCUCCUUUACAAUAUUGGCCAAUAUUACUCAAAGAACAUGAAUACCCUAAAUUAAAGCCAAUGGCUAUUGCUAUUUAUUGUGGACCAACGAAACCCCCUAUUCAAGAAUAUUUCAAGAAUAUUUUAUUUGAUUCACUACAUUUAUUUGACUUAGGUAUUAUGAAGAAGUGCCUUAAUGGAUGGGUUUAUGGUAAUUACAAUUUUAAAACCAAAUUCUCUGGGAGAGAUAUUGAAUAUCUCUCAGAAAUGUUAAUAUCAUGUAACAUCAGAAGGCCAACUGAACUUCACAGAGCAAUAAGACCACUAAAGAAUUUAAAAUUUUGGAAAGGAUCUGAAUAUCGGACGUUUUUACUUUACUUGGGACCAGUACUCCUUAAAGAUAUUUUAGCUGGUCCAGUAUAUCAAAAUUAUAUUUAUUUAUUUUGUGCUACUACUAGUUUGAGUUACUCAGCUUAUUUAAAACACAUUAAUGUAGCUGAGAAGUUGUUAUUUCAGUUUUUCUACAAGAUUUAGUAAUUUAUAUGGCAAGGAUGCUAUUGGGAGCAACGUGCACAAUCUGUGCCAUGUUGUGAAUGACGUUAAAAAGUUUGGUUCUCUAACUGAUAUAAGUGCAUAUCCUUUUGAAAAUUUUUUAUUUAGUUUAAAAUCAUUAGUUCGUACUGGUAAAAGGCCAUUAGCACAAAUUGCCAAACGGCUGACAGAAAUGCAAAGCUUAAAAAUAGAUGCUUUUCCUGGUUUAGUAACUCCUUAUGCGACAAAUGAAAUUUUAAAGA
This is a messenger RNA of Anthonomus grandis grandis, 1697 nucleotides long. RefSeq lists its product as uncharacterized. Bases 472 to 1437 code for a protein of 321 amino acids. The transcript has 2 exons. NCBI's taxonomy places the organism in Eukaryota, Metazoa, Arthropoda, Insecta, Coleoptera, Curculionidae. The record is from RefSeq and is a predicted model, not a curated record.